Pipistrellus nathusii (Nathusius's pipistrelle) is the source of this 195-nucleotide messenger RNA. The record is from the annotation of a GenBank genome assembly. NCBI's taxonomy places the organism in Eukaryota, Metazoa, Chordata, Mammalia, Chiroptera, Vespertilionidae.
AUGGGCAGGUGGUACCUGGGUGGCAGCCCCGGGGCGGACGUGGACCCGUUCCACUACGACUAUGAGGUCGUCCGCAAAGGGGGCCUGAUCUUCGCCGGCCUGGCCUUCGUGGUGGGACUCCUCAUCAUCCUCAGCAAACGGCUGCGCUGUGGGGGCCAAAGGAAGCACCGGCCGGGCGCCGACGAGGAGCUGUGA